CGGUUGUAUAUUUUUUUGCAUUUUUUGCAAACAAAUUAAACUAAGAUCAUUUCUAUGUCAAAUUUAUAAAUGUUAAAGAGGUCUUAGCCUUUACUCGAAUAAUUUUAAUUUAUUGUUAAGCUGGAUUUGAAACACAAAAAUGGGGAAUCUCUUCGGAAAGAAAAGCGACAAUAAACAUGAAAAGAAAGAAACCAGAGUGACAGACCAAGACAAAGCAGUUUUAGAAUUGAAACAACAGAGAGACAAGUUAAAGCAGCUGCAGAAGAAGAUAACUCUGCAGAUGGAAAAAGAAAGAGAAAAGGCAAGAGAGUUUUUAAAAGAGGGGAAAAAGGAAAAAGCAAAGAGGUUACUUAGACAUAAGAAAUUUGGAGAAACACAGAUAGAAAAGAUGGAUGGACAAUUGGAAAAUAUAGAUAGAAUGGUUCAUGAUUUAGAGUUUGCCCAGAUAGAAGCACAGGUGUUGAAAGGUUUACAAGCUGGUAAUGAGUCUCUUAAACAACUUCAUCAGAUGUUCUCUAUAGAGACAGUUGAGAGGAUUAUGGAUGAGACAAGAGAGGCACAAGAAUAUCAGCAGGAGAUAGAUGAUUUAUUGUCUGGAGGUCUUACACAAGAAGAUGAGGAGGAUGUACUAUCUGAGCUAGAUGAUAUCAUUAAGUCAUCAUUGCCGGCUGUUGAGGAUGAAGGGGUACCAGAGUUACCUGAUGUUCCAGGCCAGGAACCAUCAGAAAAGACAAGAGCAAAGAAAGAAAAGAGAACACAAGAAGCAAUGUUGGCAUCAUGAUACUCCCAGUUAUUGUUCUAACUACUGUAACCCAACGAAUAUUCGCGACCAAUUAAUAUUCGCUUUAUUCGCGGAUGGCCACAAAGCGCGAAUAUUUGUUUGCGCGAAUAAGUCCGCACGAUUUCGCGAAUAAAUUGGAGAGAAAUUUUUAUUUUAGACGUUUUUCAUGCAAAGCUACUUGACCGGAUAUAUUCGAGUUUUACUGGCACCUGUUAGGAAGUAAUGAAUUGUUAUGAAUAUUGCCAUAAAGCAAUAAAAACACAAACUAACUUAACUACUACUAUUUUAUAAAUAUAAAAAAAAACCUAAAAAACUCUAUGUCAAUAUAGCAAUCAAAAUAAACAUCCACAUUUUAAUACUAUUAAAUAUAAUAAUAAAUGUUUGAAUAAUCGUUUGACAAAAGUGGGAAAACUAUCGAGCAUCACAAAAGGCUAUUGUUUUUUGAUAAAAUAAUUGUUUGAGUGAAUUGUUAAGACAAAGGUGGUGUAAACAUAUCGAGCAUUACAAAAUGGUAUUGUGUGUACAUAAUUACAAACAGUGAAAUACAAAAUGGUUUCAUACUAGUAUCGAUUUUUACCCGUCAAACAGCCUGUAUAAUAACAUAAUUUUCUCGGCGUGGGUUCGAUCCCUGAUUGGAGAAGGUGUUUUUUUUAUGAAACGCUUAAAUUGAAUUUCUUAAAGACUUUUCUAGAUAAAGUGUGUUUACAAAAUAUAAAUAUGUUAUAGAAAUAACGACAUGUUUAGAAAUGAAGACGAACGAUGCGUACAUGUACAUAUAUAGAGAAAAUGUUUUGCUGAAUUGUGAUCACAAUUCACUUACCAAUACAAUAUAAGGCUAGCGUAUUGUUAAUCCCAUUUAAGACACCAAUAAUGACCUCAAUUAUUGAAGAUUAAUAGUCGGCUAAUAGAUUUUACGGCCCCAUCGGACUUUCCAAUCCGCGAAUUUUUUUUUUCGGAAAUCAAGAAAACGCGGAAAUUAAUAUUCGCGAAUAUGUCCGACCUCGGCAAAACGCGAAAAUUUGUAUUCGCGAAUAUAAAUUGGGUUACAGUAUAUAUAUUUUAUGAUAAUUUAUUUUAAUCUUAACAGAUCAUGUGAUAAUAUUUGGAUUUGUAUCUGAUCCUGAUAUUCAACUGCCAACAAGUAUAAUUGUGUGGGAAGUAUUUUCAACUGGCUGAAAUUGAAUCUUGUGUAAAUUGUCACAAGUUAUCAUGCAUAAUGUUAUCAUUUUCAUUCAUUGUGUUUAUCUGUAACUGUCCUGUACAUGGUUAUUGUAUAAGUUUGUUCCUCCCUAAUAUCAUGUAUAUUUGAUUCAUCCAUUACAUGUAGGUGUAGAAACUCAUGUAGUUUUACUAGCAUAACUUCAUAGAUAGAUUUACAUUUGUGUUAACUGUCACAUGUUGUAAUGCAAAGAAGUCAUUUACAUAAAAUAUUUACAUGUUCAUUGUACUGACGAUUCUGAUAUUUUAAGGUAUUUUAUGAGCAAAACAAACAAAAACAAGCAUGUUGAAAUGGCAGACUUGUUUUUGAUGAGGAAGUCAUUUUUCACUAUUGAAUAUAGAAUAACCGAAAGUGUGUGUUAUUAUGCAAUAAAGUCACAGUUGACGUUCUAUAUUUAGAUAUGUGACAUAAUCAUUAUACAUUUGACAUGACCACUAAAAAAAUCUGACGUGCUAAAAAUAAGUACGGAAACAAAUCAGGCGCAAUUUUGCUAAAUAUCAGGUACGGCAGCAUUUAUUUGUUGAUGUCAUGUUAGAAUCAAAAUAAUAUAUCCAAAUCGGUGAUUUUAUUGCUUGAUAACAUCACUGUUUGUCGUUAGGAUGUGCAUCAUUAUAUCACUCGGGUUACGCCCUCGUGAUAUAAUUCGUCGCUUCCCAACUCCAAACAGUGAUGUUAUUGAGCGAUAAAAUCACAGUUUGGGAUAUAUUAUUUCUUAAUGAAAACAUCCCCUAAUAGUGGUUUAAGAAUUCAUUCUUCAUAACUUCUUGAGAGGCAUACAGUAUGGGGUGACAUUUUAUAGCUGCCUAUCCGCACAGAACACUUAUUGAUACUCAUUAAGUACAAAUCAGGGUUGAAUCAAUGACAUCUUGUGUUUAUAUGUUAGUUAUAACUUGAUAUCUUACAUUCAUUUUAUAUAUAUUGAUUUACAUCUACGCUAUUUUGUUAAGUUUUUCUAUGUAUUGACACCAUAAACAACAAAAUUAUAUAAUAUGAAUAACUGAA
Molecule: messenger RNA, 3002 nt
Organism: Ruditapes philippinarum (Manila clam)
Lineage: Eukaryota; Metazoa; Mollusca; Bivalvia; Venerida; Veneridae
Product: charged multivesicular body protein 6-like
Exons: 8
Coding region: 140-781 (213 amino acids)
Biological process (GO): late endosome to vacuole transport via multivesicular body sorting pathway; vesicle budding from membrane
Cellular component (GO): multivesicular body; ESCRT III complex
Source: RefSeq, a predicted model, not a curated record